AUGGCAUAUGACAUUUAUGAAGAUGUUGACGACACAACUGUUCCAGCAAGUGAGGUAAAGUCAGCCGAACCGAAAAGUGACGAAAAACAGAUAGAAGAAGGGAAGCCAAAAACUGAAGAUAAACCAAAACCAAAGUUUAGUUUCCAAACUAAACCAAGUCAACCUUCAUUAGCUGGUAUGGGUUGGCGUCAAAGACUUUUGGCAGCAGGUGGUUACGUAAAAUAA
Molecule: messenger RNA, 225 nt
Organism: Trichomonas vaginalis G3
Lineage: Eukaryota; Parabasalia; Trichomonadida; Trichomonadidae
Product: phage tail repeat-like family
Exons: 1
Coding region: 1-225 (74 amino acids)
Source: RefSeq, a predicted model, not a curated record